Messenger RNA from Babjeviella inositovora NRRL Y-12698, 1729 nucleotides. RefSeq names its product RuvB family ATP-dependent DNA helicase pontin. Gene Ontology annotation, biological process: regulation of transcription by RNA polymerase II; box C/D snoRNP assembly; chromatin remodeling. The record is from RefSeq and is a predicted model, not a curated record. Bases 137 to 1522 code for a protein of 461 amino acids. NCBI's taxonomy places the organism in Eukaryota, Fungi, Ascomycota, Pichiomycetes, Serinales. The transcript has a single exon. Gene Ontology annotation, molecular function: DNA helicase activity; ATP binding; ATP hydrolysis activity. Gene Ontology annotation, cellular component: Swr1 complex; R2TP complex; Ino80 complex.
CAUUAGGGUUGAACCGUGUUUUGGGUUGCCACUGCGUGCCUGCACCACUUUCCUUCGCACAAAUCCUGUAAAAAAUAGCCGCCAGAAAUUCAACAUUACCGAUCUUGCUCUCUUCUUCCAAUCCAUACACACUACGAUGGUCCAGAUCUCUGAAGUUAAAGAAUCCCAGGCGUCCCGCGAGACACAAACGAGAACCGCGGCUCACACCCACAUCAAGGGCCUCGGGCUCGACGAACACGGGGUUGCGCGCACCAUUGACGGCGGGUUUGUGGGCCAGAACGAGGCCCGUGAGGCAUGCGGCGUGGUUGUGGACUUGAUCAAGGCCAAAAAGAUGGCUGGUAAGGCGAUUUUGCUUGCUGGUGGUCCCGGGACCGGAAAGACCGCGUUGGCGCUCGCGGUGUCGCAAGAAUUGGGCCCAAAGGUGCCGUUCUGCCCGAUUGUCGGGUCCGAGUUGUACAGCGCUGAGGUCAAGAAGACGGAAGCGUUGAUGGAGAACUUUCGCAGAGCCAUUGGCUUGCGUAUCAAGGAAACCAAGGAGGUCUACGAGGGGGAGGUUAUCGAGUUGACGCCAGAGGAGGCUGAAAACCCGCUUGGUGGGUACGGAAAGACCAUCAGCCACGUGCUCGUGGGGUUGAAAUCCGCCAAGGGGACCAAGCAGUUGCGUUUAGAUCCGUCUAUCUACGAAUCCAUCCAAAAGGAGCGCGUGUCCGUUGGUGAUGUUAUUUAUAUCGAGUCCAACACCGGUGCCGUUAAGCGGGUGGGCCGCUCCGACGCUUACGCCACCGAGUUUGACUUGGAGGCCGAGGAGUACGUGCCAUUACCAAAGGGUGACGUGCACAAGAAGAAGGAAAUCGUCCAGGACAUUACCUUGCACGAUCUCGACAUGGCCAACGCCAAGCCCCAGGGCGGUCAGGACGUGUUAUCGAUGAUGUCGCAGGUGAUUCGUCCGCGCAAGACCGAGGUGACGGAGAAGUUGCGCACUGAGGUCAACCGCGUGGUGUCCAAGUACAUCGAUCAGGGUGUCGCAGAGUUGGUGCCGGGUGUCUUGUUCAUCGACGAGGUCAACAUGCUCGACUUGGAGUGCUUCACCUUCUUGAACCGUGCCUUGGAGUCUGCCAUUGCGCCAAUCGUGAUUCUUGCGUCGAACAGAGGCAUGACCACCGUUAGAGGGUCCGAAGACAUGGAUUUUAAGGGGCCCCAUGGCUGUCCGCCGGACUUGAUCGACCGUUUGUUGAUUGUCAGAACCUUGCCGUACGCGCAGCUGGAGAUGAAGACAAUCAUCAGCAAGAGAGCAAAGGUUGAGGGGUUGUCGUUGACCGAGGAGGCCUUGGCCGAGUUGUCUGCCAAGGGGAUCUCGUCCAGUUUGAGAUACGUAUUGCAAUUGUUGACACCGGCAGGCGUUUUGGCAAAGGUCAGUGGGAGAGAGGAGAUCACGUUGGAUGACGUGGUGGAGUGUGAGAUGUUGUUUUUGGACGCCAAGAGGAGUAUCAAGGUGUUGGAGACCACCAAGGGCUAUCUCUAGGAACCAGAAGCGGUUCCUGAUGAUACCAAGGGGAAAAUGGCGUCUCCCUGGAACGGAACAACCUCUAGGCCUAGGAGGGUUUCUGGUGGUGCCAAAUAGCGUCCCUGGACCCGACGAACUCUAAGAGGUUUUCUCCACACUUAGUACAAAGGUGACUCCACAAUUGUAUAUUAAAUAAAGGGUUGUAUUUUAUUUUAGCAUUUCUAG